This is a messenger RNA of Musa acuminata subsp. malaccensis (wild Malaysian banana), 876 nucleotides long. Lineage: Eukaryota; Viridiplantae; Streptophyta; Magnoliopsida; Zingiberales; Musaceae. The record is from RefSeq and is a predicted model, not a curated record.
AUGGCCCUCUAUGGCACCUCUGAUGCAUUAAUGUGCCGGGCAUUCCUGACCACCCUGAGGGGACUGGCGCGAGUGUGGUUCAGCCACCUACAUCAAUCCUCAGUCUCGUCCUUCGACCAGCUUGCCAGGGAGUUCGAACAAAACUUCCUCGCCAGCUCACUCAUCGAAAAGCCGCCGGUGACCAUCUCCGAAAUGCUCCAGCGCGCCAACCAGUACGUCGCCGCUGAAGCGUUGGUGGCAGGGAAGCGUAUGGAAGGCAAGAGGCCAAGGGUGGAACAACCCCGGGGAUCAACCUCAGCAAACUUGGUGCCACCCCGCCGGGGGCUUGAUCGACAAGAGCUACUUUCGAGGCCCCCGCCUCUUCCCCUGAAAGCCUCCCGCACAGAGAUCGUCCUCCAAAUUAGGGAAAAAGGUCUCUUGCGACAUCCACGUCCCAUGAGGGCCACUCACAAGGAUCAAUCUAAAUUUUGCAGGAUCCACUUAGACUACGGCCAUGAUACGGAGGACUGCCAUGACCUCCAGAACCAAAUAGAGGGGUUGAUCCGCAGAGGCUACCUCGGGCGCUAUCUCAAGGAACCCCGGGAAGCUACUCUGAGCCCCAAGGAACUCGUCGAAAGACAAAUCGACGUCAUCUCCGAGGGGCUUGCGGCUAGCGACAACAGCUCUGCAGCGAGAAAAGCCUACGCUCGUAGCACGGUCAAGAAACAUCCCCAACCCGAGAUCGAGCCUGAAAUCACCUUCGGGGCCAGAGAAGUCGAGCACUCCCACCAUGAUGAUGCUUUGGUAAUCUCUAUCCAGGUCGCCAACGCUCGAGUAAAAAGAGUGAUGGUCGACACCGGAAGCUACGCCGACGUUCUUUACUUCGACACCUUCUAG